This is a messenger RNA of Pocillopora verrucosa, 6860 nucleotides long. RefSeq lists its product as uncharacterized. The record is from RefSeq and is a predicted model, not a curated record. NCBI's taxonomy places the organism in Eukaryota, Metazoa, Cnidaria, Anthozoa, Scleractinia, Pocilloporidae. Gene Ontology annotation, biological process: entrainment of circadian clock by photoperiod; negative regulation of DNA-templated transcription; circadian regulation of gene expression. Gene Ontology annotation, cellular component: nucleus; cytoplasm. Gene Ontology annotation, molecular function: FAD binding; DNA binding.
ACAUGCAGGGUUAGUUAUUUGUAUGCUAUCCGCUGAACUGAGCAGUGAAAAAGCCGUGAGCCUUGUAUGUUAGUGUAGAUGUGUUUCAAUCGUAGACUACUCUGGAACAAUCUAAGUAAUUCUGCCUGAUUCGUGAGAGAGCUUCGUUGGAUUCAAGGGGUGUUAUUUAUGGCUGAGAAAGAGAAACACAGUAAAGCAAUCCAUUGGUUUCGUAAAAACCUCCGGCUUCAUGAUAACCCUGCACUGUGUGAGGCACUGAAUGGAAGUAGUGAGGUGCUGGGGCUCUAUGUCCUUCCACCUUGUAUUCCAGCAGAUGGAAAACUCAGUGCAAAUCAAUGGAAUUUCUUGAUGGAAUGUUUAGAGGACCUGGAAAGAGGUCUAAGAUGCCUUGGCUGUCAGCUGCUAGUUAUACAAGGUUAUCCAGUUCAAGUAAUUCCUAAACUCCUAAGUAAUCUAGAAGUGUCAAAGUUAACAUUUGAAACAGAAAAUGAACCAUUUGGAAAACAGAGAGACGCUGUUGUUACUCACCUGGCUGAGAGUGCCGGGGUGAAGGUUGUUUCCUGUUCUUCACAUUCCCUGUACAACACUGAAUGUGUUAUCAAAGCAAAUUGUAACAAGGUUCCAGUACUCUUUACUGACUUUCUUGACAUCAUUUCCACAAUUGGACCACCAGAGUUUCCAGUGAAAACAGUGAAUGAAGAAAGCUUUCCAACUCUGAUAAAUAUUGAAAAUAAAUUCAUUGACUACCAUAUACCCUCGCUUGAAGAUAUUGGAAUUCAAAAAUCUAAUGUAACCUGUGGAGGAAUAUGGCAUGGUGGAGAGACGGUGGCAUUGAAAAAAUUGGAAGAUCUUCUAAAGGAGAUGAUGAACACUGAUUUUCAAAUGGAGUCAAACAGUGAGACCUUUUUUCAUAAUUCUGUGGACAAGUUGAGCCCAUUUCUCAGAUUUGGAUGCCUAUCACCCCGGACACUAUACCAUGCAAUUUCAAGUACUUACUACAAAGCUAAGCAGUGUAAUCCUCCAUUGUCAUUCUUCAACUUCUUACUUUGGAGAGACUUCUACUUCUUGAUUGGCAGCCAAAAUCCAACUUUUCACCAGAUAGAGAACAAUCCACUUUGCUUGCAAAUUGAGUGGGAGGACAAUGAUUUUGCUGUACAGCAAUGGAAAAAGGGUCAAACAGGUUUUCCUUUUAUUGAUGCUGUUAUGCGCCAACUAUGCCUUGAAGGGUGGAUUCCAGAUGUUGCUGCACAAGUUGUUGGUUGUUUUCUUACAAAAGGGUGCAUGUGGAUCAACUGGCAAGAAGGUUUUAAGGUCUUUGGAGAGAUUCAGUUAGAUGUAGAGUGGAGCAUAAAUGCUGGAAAGUGGUUGUUAAUUUCUGGCAAUGUCUUUGACAGAAAUAAACCUCUUGAGUUCUUCUGCCCAGUGGACAGUGGAAGAAAGAUGGACCCCUCUGGAGAGUACAUUAGGAAAUACGUGCCUGAGCUCCGCAGUUUUCCCACUAAGUACCUGUUUGAACCAUGGAAAACACCUAAACCAGUUCAACAAGCUUCUGGAUGUAUAAUCGGUGAAAACUACCCCUUACCGUUAGUGGACCAUAAAGAACACUUGAGGAAGUGUCUAAAGAGGCUGAAAGAAUUAGCCCAGAGCAUGACUAUUCAAAUUCCAGUGAUGCAAAGUGGACACACCAGUGUGCAUUUGUUCAGAAAAGACUUGAGGCUUCACGACAACCCCACAUUGCGCUCCUGUUUGAACGGAAGUGAGACAUUCUAUCCUGUGUACAUUUUGGACACCGCAGCAGCAAAGCAGAGCAAAAUCUCAGCCAACCGCUGGAAUUUCUUACUUGAGAGCUUAAGAGAUCUGGAUAAUCAGCUAGCAAGGCUUGGAUCACGCCUGUUCGUGGUACGGGGCAGAGCUGUGGAGGUGCUCCCUGAAUUAAUCUCAGAUUGGGGCAUAACUCGCAUUAGCUUUGAAACUGACUGUGAGCCAUUUGGGGCCCAGAGAGAUGCUGUUAUCCGACAUAUAGCAGAGAAAUCAGGAGUUGAAGUUGUCAGCAAAACAUCACACACUCUGUUUGAGCCAAGUCAAAUUGUCGAUGCCAAUUGGGGGAAGAUAUCAAUGCUUUUCAAAGAAUUUGUGAAAGUCAUCGAAGAGAACAAGCUCAGUGUACCCAGUCCUGUCAAAGAAGUGAACAGACAACUUGUGGGAAACUGUGUGACACCAGUAGCUGUUGAUCAUCAGAGGAAGUAUGGAGUUCCUGAAUUGAAUGAGCUAGGAGUGAAGGACAUACGAUGUGUGACAAGUGCAGGGUUAUGGAGAGGGGGAGAACAAGAGGCUUUAAGAAGACUUGGUCUUCUUGAGAAAGAGUUGGUGAAAAACAACUUUGAGGAGGUCCCAUUAAGUGCAGCAUCAAUGACUUCCUCAAAAACUCACUUAAGUCCAUACCUUCGGUUUGGAUGUUUGUCACCCAGAAUGAUGUGGGAGAGCUUUACUGACUGUUACGUCAAGUCGAAAGGUACCAUACCACCCAUGUCGCUUUACAAACCUCUUCUGCUUCGAGAAUUUUUCUUCACCAUUGCAAGUACCUUUCCAGGGCUUCAGAAGAUGAACAGCAACCCUCUCUCUAUACAGUAUCCAUGGGAGGAAAAUGCUGAAGGUCUCCAGCAGUGGAAGAAUGGUACUACUGGAUUUCCAUGGAUCGAUGCAGUAAUGCGACAGUUGCGCACAGAAGGUUGGAUCCCUCAUAUGGCACGUCAAGCUGUUGGGUGUUUCUUGACCAGGGGAUGCCUUUGGAUCAACUGGGAAGAGGGAUUUAAGGUUUUCGAGGAGCUUCAAUUGGAUGCUGAGUGGAGUCUGAAUGUGGGAAAUUGGCUGUGGCUGUCUGGAAGUACUUUUGUGAAAGAGCACGUACCUUGGUUUUGUCCUGUGGAAGUUGGGAAGAAGGUUGAUCCCAAUGGGGAAUAUGUGAGGAAAUACGUCCCUGAGUUAAAAGGGUUGCCCGCAGAGUAUUUGUUUGAACCAUGGAAAGCACCUGCAUUUGUUCAACAAGCUGCUGGAUGUAUAUUGGGUGAAGACUACCCCUUUCCACUGGUGGACCAUAAAGAAAAGAGAAGGGAAUGUGUGAUUCGGCUGAAAGAAGUGACCCAGAGACUCGUUGCUGAAAGUCCAGAGAUGCAAAGUGGACACACCAGUGUGCAUUUGUUUAGAAAAGACUUGAGGCUUCAUGACAACCCCACAUUGCGCUCCUGCUUGAACGGAAGUGAGACAUUCUAUCCUGUGUACAUUUUGGACACCGCAGCAGCAAAGCAGAGCAAAAUCUCAGCCAACCGCUGGAAUUUCUUACUUGAGAGCUUAAGAGAUCUGGAUAAUCAGCUAGCAAGGCUUGGAUCACGACUGUUCGUGGUACAAGGCAGAGCUGUGGAGGUGCUCCCUGAAUUAAUCUCAGAUUGGGGCAUAACUCGCAUUAGCUUUGAAACUGACUGUGAGCCAUUUGGGGCCCAGAGAGAUGCUGUUAUCCGACAUAUAGCAGAGAAAUCAGGAGUUGAAGUUGUCAGCAAAACAUCACACACUCUGUUUGAGCCAAGUCAAAUUGUCGAUGCCAAUCGGGGGAAGAUAUCAAUGCUUUUCAAAGAAUUUGUGAAAGUCAUCGAAGAGAACAAGCUCAGUGUACCCAGUCCUGUCAAAGAAGUGAACAGACAACUUGUGGGAAACUGUGUGACACCAGUAGCUGUUGAUCAUCAGAGGAAGUAUGGAGUUCCUGAAUUGAAUGAGCUAGGAGUGAAGGACAUACGAUGUGUGACAAGUGCAGGGUUAUGGAGAGGGGGAGAACAAGAGGCUUUAAGAAGACUUGGUCUUCUUGAGAAAGAGUUGGUGAAAAACGACUUUGAGGAGGUCCCAUUAAGUGCAGCAUCAAUGACUUCCUCAAAAACUCACUUAAGUCCAUACCUUCGGUUUGGAUGUUUGUCACCCAGAAUGAUGUGGGAGAGCUUUACUGACUGUUAUGUCAAGUCAAAAGGUACCAUACCACCCAUGUCACUUUACAAACCUCUUCUGCUUCGAGAGUUUUUCUUCACCAUUGCAAGUACCUUUCCAGGGUUGCACAAGAUGGACAACAACCCUCUCUCCAUGCAGUAUCCAUGGGAGGAAAAUGCUGAAGGUCUCCAGCGGUGGAAGAAUGGCACUACUGGAUUUCCAUGGAUUGAUGCAGUAAUGCGACAGUUGCGCACAGAGGGUUGGAUCCCUCAUAUGGCACGUCAGGCUGUUGGGUGUUUCUUGACCAGGGGAUGCCUUUGGAUCAACUGGGAAGAGGGAUUUAAGGUUUUCGAGGAGCUUCAAUUGGAUGCUGAGUGGAGUCUGAAUGUGGGAAAUUGGCUGUGGCUGUCUGGAAGUACUUUUGUGAAAGAGCACGUACCUUGGUUUUGUCCUGUGGAAGUUGGGAAGAAGGUUGAUCCCAAUGGGGAAUAUGUGAGACGUUAUGUCUCAGAACUGAAAAGGUUACCUCUGCAAUAUCUGUUCGAGCCUUGGAAAGCGCCUUUAGCAGUCCAAAAGGCGGCGCGGUGCGUGGUUGGUGACGAUUAUCCGGAACCAUUAGCUAAUCACAUUGAACAGCGAAAGAUCUGUGUGCGGCGCUUGAAAGAUAUGUGCAACACCUUGAACAUAUCAGGGCACAUCAGUCUUCACUGGUUUAGGAAGGAUCUUCGACUUCACGAUAAUCCCACUUUAAGAGAUUGCCUUGUAGACAGUGCAGUGUUCUAUGGAGUGUAUAUUCUUGAUAGUUGUGCUGAAGCAAGAUUGAGUCCAAACCGUUGGCGUUUAUUGCUGGAAUCACUAAAGGACCUGGAUGCCAGUCUGGCGGAGUACGGCUCGCGUCUCUUCGUAUUGGAGGGUAGACCGUUAGAUGUCUUACCAUCUCUUUUUGAACAGUGGGGCAUCACUCGGCUCUCUUUUGAGGUUGAUUGUGAGCCUGAUUGUAAGACCAGGGAUAUGGUUGUGACUACUGUUGCCAAGAAAGCUCGAAUCCAAGUUAUCAGCCACGUGUCACACACCCUUUAUGACACUAAAGCGCUUCUAAAAUCACCUGAAGGAAGAGCACCCCAACUUUUCGACGAAUUUCAAAAACUUGUUGUGCAACUUGGGCGACCCCAAAAACCAGUGCCAAGGGUUGACAGAAAGCUAUUUGGCUCGUGUGUUACUCCCGUAGGAAGAGAUCAUGAUACGCGGUACGGAGUCCCUGCACCAGACAUCCAAAAGCUGCAUUCUAGUGGCUCGUGGUUUUAUCAAGGUGGCGAGAGAGAGGCGUUGUCAAGGAUGGAGGCAGCUUUAUGCGAGAUGGUAAAGAACGACUUUUGUGAGCCGUUGUUAACAGCCCGUUCACUGAUGCCGUCACAAUACCACCUGAGCCCCUACCUGAGGCUGGGUUGUCUGUCUCCCAGGCUCCUUUAUCAAAGAAUGACUGAGGAAUAUAUCAAGUGUAAGGCUAUGAACCCAUCUUUCGAUCUUUUCAAAAAACUGUUGUGGCGCGAGUUCUUCUUUGUUGUUGGAAGCCAAGUUUCCGACUUACACGAGAUGAUCAGCAACCCGGUUAGUCUACAGAUUCCUUGGGAAGAAGAUCCAGAGCAUCUUGAAAAAUGGAAACAGGGUUUGACUGGUUUUCCUUGGAUUGAUGCCAUCAUGAGACAGCUCCGCUUAGAAGGUUGGAUUCACGACAUCGCACGGCGUGCCGUGGGCUCAUUUUUGACUCGCGGUUGUCUGUGGAUCAACUGGCGAGAAGGGUUUAAGGUCUUUGAAGAACUUCAACUUGACUCGGAAAGGAGCCUCAAUGCUGGUAACUGGUUGUGGCUGUCUGGAAGUACUUUUGUGAAAGAGCACGUGCCUUGGUUCUGUCCUGUGGAAGUUGGAAAGAAAGUUGAUCCCAGUGGUGAAUAUGUGAGGAAAUAUUUACCAGAGGUGAGGAAUCUUCCCACGGAGUUUAUCUUUGAACCUUGGCUGGCUCCUUGUGAGCUUCAAGAGUCUUGCGGCUGUGUGAUUGGUCGAGACUAUCCUGCUCCUAUCGUUAAUCACUUGGAGCAACGCGUUGUUUGUGUCCAGAGGCUUCUUGACCUUGCUUUGACGUUAACUGCAACAUGAACUUUUAACUAAGUAUGCCACUUUUUACUAGUCAGGUUAUCAUGGGAUGUGUGUUCUGAUUUCAUGGCGAUUACCUCAUAUCUUACUGUGUGUGGUGACUGCAAACCUGUAGUAAUGAACCACUUAUUUUCAAAAUUGCCACCGUGUGAGUUUUGUCUGUGUGUGUGUGUUUCUGAAGAACAAUAAAAAGAAACAGUUUGUAUAAGUAAACCCACAGUUAUAUAAGUAUAAGUUAACCCUAAGCAAUUUGGGAUAAAUCAGCACUCGUAAACUUUUCAAAGACUAAGCAAAUUACACUGCCCGUAGGGCGUUUACUAUUAUGCAGCAAACUUGAAGGAGAUUUUGGACUGUAGAUAAAUUUGGUUGGUAGAUACUUGUUUUACGUUAAAUAGGUUGAAACCAUGAGUAACAUGUAUUCUGGUCGUCUGAUCUGAGUACAGCUAUCGGUGACAGAGGCUGAUGUUGUAACCAACUGAGCGGAAGUCAUUAUCAGAGCCAAGAAGACAGCUUUAACGAGACGAUCAUACUUCACCUAUACUAUCUCUGUUAUUUGUAAUGGUAAAUUCAGCCCGCAGUGAAAUCUAAGAAUGGUGAAAGCGUGCUGAUAAAAUCAAGGACACAAGAAAACAAAGUUAAUGUAUUCAGUGAAUACCGAGGAGAUAGUUAAGUGUUGCUGUAAAUAGUUUCCUUAAAGAGGUAGUUCAAAUGAUUAAAGUAGAUAACUGCUUCGCGCAAAA